AUGAUACUACAAGAAGUGAAUGAACCAGUAUUAAAUAUGGCUGUGUCGAAGGCAGCUACUUUACUUGGAGCUGAUGCUGUCAAUAUUGUCGAUCGUUUGGUUUGGAACCAUGAUUAUAAUGGCAGAGUAUUCUCAUACAUGGCGGACGCGAUUUUCGUAGCAACAUCGACGCAUACCUGCCUCCAACGGUUCGCUGAACAGUCUUUGGUGCCUGUCAUGUGCAUGACGUCCAGGACUCAUGCCAGCUUGCAGGCGAUGGCCACUAUCAUGACACUUAUAGAAGAAUUCGGUACAGUGAGAAGAUUGAAUAUAGCAUAUUUCGGUUCGCCGCACCCCGUUUUGAAUUCUUACUUACUGCUAUGCCCGAUGCUUGGAGCUAAUAUUCGUUUCAAAUGCUGUUGUUCGAAACAACCAGUAAGUCCUCUUUUAUACAAAGCAGGUGAAUCGCUAUGUACUGAAGCUCAAACCAGCCUCCAGGCGUGCGCAGAUAAAGACAAAGCCUUACAAAGAGCGGAUGUUGUUAUAGCCGGCCCGGAAAAUGCUAAGAAGUUGAGCGAAUUUAAACUUUGUGUGAUGGAUAUAGAUAAGUAUGCCUGUCCAUCGUGGAUAUUCGUCCACACUUGUCCUAGAGGCAAAGAAGUCGAUGACCACUUAUUCUUCCAUGACAGAGCCCGAACUUUUGUUGCAUUCGAAAACAUACAGUAUAUUUGUGCAGCCCUAAUGGGCUCAGCUAUAAAAAAUCACUACUUUUAA
Messenger RNA from Leptosia nina, 753 nucleotides. The record is from the annotation of a GenBank genome assembly. NCBI's taxonomy places the organism in Eukaryota, Metazoa, Arthropoda, Insecta, Lepidoptera, Pieridae.